AACGGCACAAAAGUCAACGGCCAUACCAACGGGACAACAACACCACAAGAGGCCGAGUAUGAGCCCAUCGCCAUCAUUGGCUGUGCCAUGCGUCUGCCCGGCGGUGUGCAGACAGCCGAGUCCCUAUGGGAUCUUCUAGAUAACCGUCGAGAAGGCAGGUGCAAGGUGCCAGAUACCCGCUACAACGUUGAGGCUUUUUACGGCCCUGGACGGGCUGGUCAUGUCGGCAGUGAGUACGGGCAUUUCUUGCAAGAUGUGGACCUCGCCGAGGUGGACACGUCGUUCUGGUCCAUGACACGACAGGAGAUCGAAGAGAUGGAUCCCCAGCAGCGGCUUGCGCUGGAGGUUGUAUAUGAGUGUUUUCAGAGCUCUGGCACGACCAAGUGGCGGGGCAAAAACAUUGGUGCCUAUUUUGGUAUCUUUGGUGAGGACUGGGCAGAAUUGGCAGCCAAAGAGACGCAACAGACAGGAGUUUAUAGGCUUCUAGGCACUGGCGACUAUGUGGUUGCAAAUCGUGUCUCGUAUGAAUUCAACCUCCGCGGACCUUCAGUCAUCAUACGCACAGCAUGUUCCUCGUCACUGACUGGCCUUCAUGAGGCUUGUAUGGGAAUCCAGCGCGGCGAGUGUGAGUCGGCCAUCGUGGGCGGCACCAACCUCAUUAUGAGCCCUAGCAUGACCAUCGGCAUGUCAGAGCAGGGCGUGAUAGCCCCCGAUGGGCGCAGUAAGUCGUUCGACGCAAAGGCCAACGGCUAUGCGCGUGCCGAGGGUGUCGUGGCUAUUCAUGUUAAGAAACUGUCGGACGCGAUUCGGGACAACGACCCUAUCCGCGCUGUCAUCCGGUCUUCGUGUCUCAACUCGGAUGGCAAGACGGCAGGGCUGACACAACCCAGCUCGGAUGCCCAUCACAGGCUAAUCCUGCGCAGUCAUCAGCUUGCGGGUGUUGAUAUCACCAAGACAGCGAUGGUGGAGUGUCACGGCACCGGUACGCCCAUCGGCGACCCCUUGGAAACAGGUGCAGUCGCCCGUGCCUUUGGCACGACUGGUGUCUAUAUAGGUUCCUUGAAACCAAAUAUUGGGCACUCUGAGGGCGCUAGUGGUCUCAGCAGUACCCUCAAGGCCAUGCUCGCGCUGGAACGACGGCUGAUUCCUCCAAAUAUCAACUUUACGGAGGGCAAUCCAAGAAUCCCUUUCAAGGAGAACAAAUUGACAGUUCCCCUCAAGACAACGCCAUGGCCUGCAGGCAAGGCUGAGCGUAUUGGGAUCAACAGCUUUGGUAUUGGCGGUGCCAAUGCGCACAUGCUCCUCGAGUCAGCAGCCCAGAACGGCGUCCAGCGCUCAUCAACGCCAACGCCCAUCACCAAUUCGCACUAUCUACUCACUUUCUCCGCAAGCCAUCCAGACUCACUACGCCGCACAGUUCAGUCCCACCAGAAAUAUUUGCAAGACCACCCUGACAGGCUGGCCGAUCUCAGCUACACGCUCAACCAGAGACGAGAAGCGCUACAGCAGCGAGCUUACAGCGUGGUGGAUGCCAACGAGCUCGACCAGCCCUUCCACGUAUCCUCCUUUGGACGUGCUGGUGCCGGUAACCCACAGGUGGCUUUUGUCUUCACAGGACAGGGCGCCCAGUGGCCCCAAAUGGGCGCGGAUCUCCUCCAAACCAACACCGUCUUCCGCGAGAGCAUCGCUGCCAUGGAUGACUCGCUCAGCCGGUGCGCCCAGCCUCCUUUGUGGACACUCCGAGAGGAGCUUCUGAAGGCAGGCAAGACGAGCCGCAUCAUGGGCACUGAGUUCUCGCAGCCGUGCUGUACCGCCGUGCAGGUCGCUCUAGUCGACGUGCUCUCGUCGUGGGGCAUCAGCCCGUCAAGCGUUGUGGGCCACUCGAGUGGUGAGAUCGCCGCCGCAUAUGCCGCUGGUGCUCUGUCCAAGGAGUCAGCCAUUUUAACGGCGUAUUAUCGCGGCAUCGUGACAGAAGAGGUGACCACAACGGGUGGCAUGGCAGCAGUAGGCCUGGGCCGCACCACAGUCGAGCCUUUCCUCAAGCCAGGCGUCGUCAUCGCGUGCGAGAACAGUCCCAGUUCUGUUACCCUCAGUGGCGAUUCAGGUGUCCUCGAUGAGGUCGUCAGUAUCGUGCGUCAAGAGUUUCCCGAUGCUGCAGUGCGGGCGCUGCGGGUCGAUUGCGCUUACCACUCACACCACAUGAGGCCUGCGGCGGAGCGAUACCUUGAGCUGAUGCCUGACCUGGGUGCUAUCAAGCCUCAAAUCCCUUGGUUCUCUUCUGUUCGUGGGAACGAGUUCGAAGGAAAGCCUGAUGCUUCGUACUGGGGCAAUAAUCUGGUUCAGCCUGUUCUUUUUUCGCCUGCUGUUGCGGCUAUGUUGAAGUACCUGUCAUCUUCUUCAACAUCUUCCUCCUCUGUGCUUCUCGAAGUUGGUCCUCAUUCUGCCCUUGCAGGACCCGUUAGACAAAUCCUGCAGGCUGCCGGCACGAGCAAGGUCGAAUACGCCAACACCCUGACCCGAGGCCAGCCUGGAGAACAAUCCCUCUUGACAUCUGCUGGACGCCUCUGGCAGCUCGGAGUAGACCUGGACCUCGAUCCAAACAAGACAGAGCGCGAGACAGCAACCUCCUCCUCUUCCUCGCCUCCAGGCCGUCCACUCACAGACCUUCCCCUGUACCCAUGGCGUCGAGAGGGCCCCUUCUGGAGUGAGAGCCGUCUCUCCAAGUUCUGGCGCUUCCGAAAAUUCCCCAAACACGAUCUUCUUGGCGAGCGCGUGGCAGCCGCCUCCGAUUCCUGCCCAACCUGGCGCAACUUGCUUCGGCUCAGCGAGGUGCCUUACCUGCGUGACCAUAAAGUCUCCGGCGACGUUGUAUUUCCUGCUGCCGGCUUCAUGGCCAUUGCAGGUGAGGCCGUGCGCCAGCUGGGAGACUCGGAGGACUGGAGUUACAGCCUGCGUGAGGUGCACAUCAGCACGGCGCUCGUUCUCCAGGAAGGGUUUGCCGGCGAGCUGAUCACGCACCUGCGGCCUGUGAAGCUGACAAAUUCUCUUGACUCGGUCUGGUACGAAUUUGACAUCUCCGCUGUGCACGGCGACAGAUGGACCAAGCAUGCUAUGGGCCAGGUGCGGCAGGGCUCCGAAGUGAGCCCGCCUCCAGCCAAGAACAUCGUUGCCAGGCAGAGGACAGUCGAUCCGCCGUACUGGUACAAGGUCAUGGACAAGUUUGGGCUCGAGUACGGACCCAAUUUCCAAGGACUGCGAGAGAUGACAGCCGAUGUGCUGCGUCACGAAGCCGUCGCCACCAUCUCUGGGCCCGAGAUCCCCCAACAUACCUCUGCCUAUGCCGUACACCCUACCACGCUGGACUUUGUCCUGCAGAUGUACAGCGUGGCCUCGUCCAUGGGGCAGGCUCGCCGAUUCAGGCAGCUGGCAGUGCCUUCAUACAUCGGCUCUGCGUAUAUUCGCCCUGCGGCGAGUGAGACGAGCGAUAUUCGUCUCGAGGUGGCUGCUGAGCUGACACCCAGGGGUGCCAUUGUUGGCGAUGCCGUUGGUAUUUGUGGAGAGUCUACGGUGCUGAGCUUCCAGAACCUUCGGAUGUCGCCUCUUGCUGAUGCGGCGGAUGCUCGUGGAGAGGAUCCUCAUGCGGCUGGGCAGAUGAUCUGGAAACCUUGUGUCAGGCUGCUCGACAAUGCCUCGGCACUGUUGCACACAGCAAAGAAAGACCAGGGCCUGCCGUCAGAUGUUGCCGCGCAGGUAGAUCAUAUGGCUCUUGCCUGUGCAAUUGAGGCGAGUAUCAGUCUUUCUGGCAAAUAUGUCGAAGGUGGGAAUGCUGCGAGCAGUGCCAGUCCCCAUCUCGCCAAAUACCGCGCCUGGCUCGAUGAUGUGAAGGCACAAGCCGAAAACAACUCGAAAGAGAUCGUUGACUUGUCCUCGUCUGACCGUCUUGCGCUGAUCGAAAAGAUAUUUGGUGAGAUCUCGUCGUUCGGUGAGAGUGCUCGUGUUCAGGCCACGGCUGUGCACCGUGUCUUCACUGCUCUCCACACAAUCUUCAACGAGAGCAGCGAUCAAGAAACUCAACUGGAAGUCGACUUUCAAGCUCGUAUCUACGAAGAGCUUGAUUCCGUCGAUGCUACUGAGUUCUAUAAGUUGUUGGCGCAUUACAAGCCCAAUCUCCGCAUCCUCGAAAUCGGUGCUGGCACAGGUGGCACGGCCAAAACUAUCCUCGACACGCUGUCUUCGAUCCAGCCACAUCAUGGCCGUCACUAUGACUCGUACACUUUUACAGAUGUCACGUCCGACCUGUUUGAUCAGGUCAAAGAGCGUCUUGCUGGCAAGGAGGCUGUCACGUACAAGGCCUUCGAUGUUUCCCAAGACCCAGUUCAGCAGGGUUUCGAAGAGGAAGGGUUUGACCUCAUCAUUGCCUCGCAGGCAAUUCAUGCUACAUCGGAUCCCUCUGCCUCCCUUCGGCAUGUUCGCAGGUUGCUGUCCCCUACCGGGCAUUUGUUCCUCCAGGAACUUGCCCCGUCUACUUCCAAGUGGCUCAACUUUGUCAUGGGCGCGUUCCCCAGCUGGUGGGCUGGUGAGCGAGGACGCCAAACAGCAAGCCAGUGGGAAUCACUUCUUCAGUCAACUGGGUUCGAUCAUAUUGCAGCUUCGCACCAUGACAACCAACACCUGAGCACGUCUAUCAUCGCUCGUCCAGCCACUCCAGCAGUUCCAAAGAGGAUCACCAUCCUGACCCCAGAGGCCGGUGACAAACAAUCAACCCACAUCCAAGAAGUCACCACUCUCCUCAAGAACAAAGGAUACAGCAUAGAUACGUGCAAUUGGGGCCAACAAGUGCCUGCCAACCAAGACGUGCUCGCUCUCAUGGAUUUUGAUACUCCUUUCCUCCAAGACAUGCAGUCCCCGAAAUACACCCAAGUUCAAUCUUUCGUCCGCAGCCUUAGCGGCACAGGUGUGCUCUGGGUGACAGGCCCAGCCCAGAUCAACUGUACCAACCCAUCGUACGGCCUGAUGAUCGGCCUGGCUCGCACCAUGCGUACAGAGCAGACCCUCGACUUUGGUACUCUCGAACUGGAGAGCUUUGAUCCCGCUGGCUGGAACGCCAUCGCCGCUGUGCUGCCCGAGUUCCAGAGCCGCCUUGCCCCAGACGCAGACACGAACCCCGUCAUGGAGUGGGCGCUGGCCGAUGGACGGGUCCAGAUCAGCCGGUUUCACUGGGUGUCACUUAGCGAGGAACUGGCUGUCUCGCAGGAGGGCGAAUCAGCGCGGAAACUGGAUGUCGAGAAGCGUGGGUUCUUGAAUACCUUGUACUGGAAGGAGUAUGCGCCCGCCAAGCCCGAGGGAAACCACCUGCGCGUGAGGAACCGCAGCUGUGGCCUGAACUUUAAGGAUGUCCUGAUCGCCAUGGGAAUCGUGGACGGCGUGAUCAACGAAGGAUAUGGUCUUGGUCUCGAGGCUGCAGGCAUCGUGGAGGAGGUCGGUCCUGAUGUGCAGAACCUCAAGGCCGGCGACAGGUGCAUUGCCAUUCCCAGCGGUGCCAUGUCGACUCAUCUCACCACAACGGAGCAUCUUUGUGUCAAGAUCCCAGACGAGCUGUCGUUUGAGGAGGCUGCCACUAUGGCCACCGUGUAUUGUACUGCCAUUUACUCACUGGUGGACAGAGCCAGGGUCGAGGCUGGGCAGACAGUCCUGAUUCACAGUGCUGCUGGAGGUGUUGGUAUUGCCGCUAUUCAGAUAUGUCGCUGGCUCGGCGCCGAAAUCUACUGCACAGUCGGUAGCGAAGACAAAGUUCGCUGGCUUACAGAGACUUUUAACAUUCCUCGCGAGAGAAUCUUUCACUCUCGCGAUCUCACUUUCCGGAGAGACAUCCUCAAGGCCACGCAAGGACGUGGUGUGGACGCCGUGCUGAACUCGCUCUCGGGCGAGCUCCUCCACGCCAGCUGGGACUGCGUCGCCGAGUAUGGCACCAUGCUCGAGAUUGGAAAACGUGAUCUCAUUGGAAAAGGUGCUCUUGCUCUGGAACAUUUCGAGCAGAACCGGUCGUAUGUUGGUAUUGACCUGGGUCGCCUUUGUGCGCAGAGGCCGCUUACUAUGCAACGACUACUGAGACAAAUCGUGGACCUGUACAAGAGUGGAGACAUCAAGCCCAUCUCGCCCAUGACCUGCUUUGAGGCCACCAGAGUGGAAGAAGCCAUGCGUUUCAUGCAAAAAGGUUCGCAUCUGGGCAAGGUCGUCAUCAACAUGCCCGAGACGGCCGAUGAGCUGAAAUCUCGGGCACCUAAACGUGGGCUGGUCCUCGAUCCCAGUGCAUCUUAUGUGCUGGCUGGAGGGCUGGGUGGCCUUGGACAAGCUGUCGCUGUAUGGAUGGCCGAGUCUGGAGCAACUGAGAUCGUAUUCUUGUCACGCUCUGCAGGUGACCAGGACAGAUACGCAGGCUUCAUCGAGGAACUACGCUCCCUUGGGUGCAAGGCCAUCCUCGUCGCAGGCAAUGUGACCAACCUUUCCGACGUAGAACGAGCCGUGCAAAGCGCCACGAAGCCCGUCCGUGGCGCCAUGCAGGCAACCAUGGUCCUCCAGGACGACAACUUCCUCGACAUGACCUUUGAGAAGUGGAGCACAUGCCUUAGCACCAAAGUCCAGGGUACUUGGAACUUGCACAACGCGCUCCUCGGGCACGAGCUCGAUUUCUUCCUCCUGUUCAGUAGCUGGAGCGGCAUCGUCGGAUAUACGGGACAGGCCAACUAUGCCGCCGCCAAUGCCUUCCUCGACUCCUUUGUGCAGUAUCGCCACGCACAGGGCUUGACGGCAGUUGUGGUCGACAUGGCUGGUGUCGAGGACAUUGGCUAUGUUAGCCGCACCUCGUCUGUCAUGGAGCACUUCCGCGCCACGUCGACGUUUGUCUCACAAGAGGCAGAUGUCCUCGAUUCGCUGCAGGUCAUGAUCAACCGGUCCAAGCCCUCGCUGUUACAGCCUUGGUCAUCUGAGAACGCCUCUUCUCCAGGCAAGUACCAGUUUAUGACCCCGGCGCAGAUCUGCAUCGGUUUGCGGACCACCCAGCCCCUCCUCGCACCCACCAACCGUGUCGUCUGGAAGCGCGACCCCCGCAUGGGUCUCUACAAGAACAUGGACGUCGAGGGCGGCCAGCUCGCAACAGGCGGAGGAAACGAGGCCCUCAAGCAGUUCCUCACCGAAGUGAGCCAAAACCGAUCUCGCCUCGACAGCGACGAGGCCCCGCGCUUCCUUGCGACAGAGUUCGGCAAGGCCGUCUUUGGCUUCCUCAUGCGUGAUCUCGAGCUAUUGGAUUUGGAUGAGUCGCUUGAGGCCCUGGGCGUGGACUCGCUGGUUUCGAUCGAGCUACGCAACUGGUUCCGGCAGCGCGUGGGACUAGAGUUUACUACACUGGAGAUCUUAGGCUCUCAGAGUCUUCUUGCGCUUGGUAAGUUGGCUGUGCAGAGGCUUAAGAUCAAAUUGUCUGUCACGGAUGAUCCGUCAAAUCGUGCGACAGCCGAGGACAACUCAAGGUAUCUGGUUUCUAAGGCUCCGUGAUUAGGGUCCGAAUGCGUGUAUGUAUUUAGAAUAGCAUUUCACAUCUAGAGAUUUAUCUGCACAGAAGAGAAGAAAGAUUAGGAAGAAAAACGUGGUUAUAGAAAUUGCUGUUUCAAUGUUAACCGGUUGAACUUU
Messenger RNA from Cryphonectria parasitica EP155, 7683 nucleotides. RefSeq lists its product as uncharacterized. The transcript has 9 exons. Gene Ontology annotation, biological process: fatty acid biosynthetic process; secondary metabolite biosynthetic process. The coding region runs from base 88 to 7548 and encodes 2486 amino acids. The record is from RefSeq and is a predicted model, not a curated record. NCBI's taxonomy places the organism in Eukaryota, Fungi, Ascomycota, Sordariomycetes, Diaporthales, Cryphonectriaceae. Gene Ontology annotation, molecular function: fatty acid synthase activity; zinc ion binding; phosphopantetheine binding.